Messenger RNA from Caenorhabditis auriculariae, 4076 nucleotides. NCBI's taxonomy places the organism in Eukaryota, Metazoa, Nematoda, Chromadorea, Rhabditida, Rhabditidae. The record is from the annotation of a GenBank genome assembly.
AUGGCUCCCAUUUUUGAUCGUAUACAAGUGGCAAAACUACGCAUACAUAAGAGUGAAACGGUCACUUCAACAUUGGACACCGAGAUGCCAGCCGGAAAAUUGUUUGAGAAGCUUACGAAGAAGAAAAAAGAAAGAUCAUUAUUUUUUUAGUUGCUCGAAACUGUCAGAUGCUACCCGGGAAAAAAUUCGCAGAUGGGCGGAAACUUACACGGGUUGCACCAUGAGACAACCUCGACAGACGGAUGACUCCGUUUUUGAUGAUUUGUCGAUGGCGCCUGCGGAAGAAGCCGUUUGCAGCACUCAGACGGCCUUCUGCAACAAGCUGGAGCUCACUGAAACGUCUUCUUCUUCUUUUUGCGGAGCAAACGUUAGUUUUUGAAAGUGAAAAUGGCUGAAAAUCGGGCUGUUAAACUGAUAAAGUUUGACUUUGCCUGUUAGUCGAGUUGAACCGCUUCGAAAAUCUCAGAAGUCCAAGUUUUUUAUCCAUAGUAUUUCUAUAUUGUUUAAACAUACAGUACUGCAUUUUUUUGACUGUAAAUCGUAUGUUUGCCUCUAUAUAUUUUGUCAAGAUCAACAUGACUUUUUUUCUUGCAGAUUUCCUUAAAAAGUAGUUAAAAAAAGAAUCCUGUUUACUCGUUUCCAUCAUUAUUUAUUAAAAAAACCAAAAAAACUGGUAGAAUUUAAAGAAUGAAAAAAAUAUCUAGAUUGAAUAUUUCCUUCGUGGCAGUGAUUAAACUCACCUUUUCUGAUUUUGAGUCCAAUGUUCAAAAAUGGUAUUUUUAAACUAUGGAGCUAUAGGAAAAACUUGUCCAGCUGUUUUUUUUUCAGGAGCCCGGAGACGUCUUCUUGCCUCCUUCUGUCUAUGGAUCAAACCCGAUGAUGAUCUACACGGGGAUCUUCGCCACUGUCACAAACACGACACGUCUUCUGGCCAAAAGCGAAUCUCUCCUGGGCCACAUCUUUGGCCAUUUCGACGACGUCUCUCCUGCAUCGGCGAUCCUUCAAACACUGCAUAACACCUUCUUAGAGCUGCAACAGGACGAACAGGAGUUGGUAAAACUCAUCGACGACUUGAAGGGAACUCUCGCUACUUUCUACGAGCAGGAGAGAACGAUUAGCGCCCUAGAAGACCAGAAAAGACGCGAAAAGCUCGCCAAAAGACUCAACAUUAUGCGGUUGGAAGGCGAGAAGUACGAGUUGAACCAGGAUUUGAUGGUACUUCGGUCGGAGCUGAAACUGCGGGCUGCUCAAAACAGGGAGCUCGAGGAGAAGCUGGACGCCUUGAACAGCCAGUUGAGGAGCUGCAACUCCAAGGAGUCCAGGGAAACGGCAAGCGAUGCGAGUUUUUUUGAAAAAUAUUUAAAGCGGAAAAUUUGGGACUGCCACUUUUCUGGAACUUGAAAAAAAUUGAUUUUUUGGUUUUACAUUAGUUGAAUUAUUUUCACGAUCGAAUUUCGAGAUUCAAGAUCUCAUAGACAGUAAAACGUCACGAAAUACGUUUUAAGAACAAAAAAUUUCCCCUUUUUUCCCCUUUGAUGAAAUUUGUUUUUUUUCAGGCGGUCCUUAAAACCAAUUCUGGAGCAUACGUGGAAAAGUACAAAAUCCGCCUGCCGUUAGUCCUGGGAGACGUGUUGAAUAACAGAAAUUUUAAAAUCUGAGGUGCUUGGUGAUUGUGGCUUGAUUUUGAACCGGGAAUCGUUCUUAUUGUGAAUAUUACUUUUCAGUUACAUUGAAGUGGUACCUCUAUUAUUAUUCUUUUUUUCUUUUUUUUCAUGUAUAUAUGGGAUCGCGAGAGAUUUUGAAGCUGCUUCUGGCCCAAACUUGACACUUUGAAAUGUAUUUAUUACAAAUUUUCUGAAAUUGUAUUGCCCAUGUUUCGUUCUUUGAUGUAUAAAUUUAUUUUCAAAGACUUUUGAAGAUUUUUUCUCUAUUUCUUGGAAUGAUUCCAUGUUCUUGUACAGUUCUUUUUGUACGUUUUUUUCUAUUCAUAAAUUUUCCAGGUCUUUAUUUCUUUAGAAAAAAACCUGAGAUGGAGUAGUUAAUGUUACAACUUUAUUUUUUUAAAAAUACUUGAAAAAGAAAAUGAAAAUGAAGGAAGGAAUGUGAAUAAAAAGAGUCUAUUUUUUUCGAAAAAGAUCUAUAGUCUGUUCAGAUUCUGAAUGUCAAGUAGAAUGACGUCAUUCGAAAACGCUCUGUGGAUGGCUCGCUCUCUGAUUGGUUUAUCGCACCAUUAUGGGCGGAGCUUGAGCGAUGACUUGACAUUCAAAAUCUGAACAGACUAUACGCGAGGUUGUGUUUCGAUUGAAUUUUUUGGCUAUGGAGAAUUGAAAAAAACUUUUUUUCUUCGAAAUCCCAGCUUCAUUUUCAACAGGAACGGGUUUGGAGAUCAGAUGCGACUGUAAAAUUUUUUUUCAAAUCGUUUCUUUUAUAGGAAAUGUUCCAUUUUUACGACAUUUCACUUUCAACCCUAUAUAACGAGCGCCUUAAAAAUUAGAAAGAAAGGCGUUUGUUCCUAUUUUGUUAACUUUCAUUUACAGAAAGCAAAUGUCUUUGAUCGAGAUCCGGCAGGAACCCAUCGAGGGAGGAAAUAUCUUGUUCACCUUGGAUUUUUAUACUUGUCUGAGUCGAGAACUUAUUUACAAGUUGGCACCGAGUAUUUUUGAUCCUUCACAGGUUUCCAGAAAGUUACUCUCUAAAUUCAAAAGGAAUUAAGCUAGUCUCCUGGAUUGGAAAGAUUCUAUCUCGUCCUGAAGACUAUUAAUAACGUCGAAUGGAAGUUUUUAUAUGUACAGCGGCUAAUUUCAAAAGUGGACUUGUAUCCGAAAGGGGGAAAAUCUUUUCUCUUCGAUACUUUCCAGGUUUUUCUUUUUUUGUAAAGUUUUUGUAUGAUAAUUCAGCCACAUAUCGUGAGAACUUACCUCAAGGAUCAACACUCGAGCGAAGGCGUUGGAGGAAUAUAUUGCAGGAGGUUUUGAGAGGAAAAUUUUGAUUGAAAGAAAUUUUUUCAGUGGCUCCUCCAUUCCGGAUAGUUCAAUGACAAUUGAAGAACAUAAAAAUAUGAAGUUAUUCGCCCAAUCGAUUUUGAAGGAUCAAAUCGCCAAUAAGAAUUGCAAGAUUGAGUACGACGAGAUUUUUAAGGUCUGCAUUUUUCCACAAAACAAGUAACGUUCGUAGAAAUAUUAAUUGUUUAUCAACAGCGGCUAAACUUGACGGCAAUUUUUUUUUUGUAUUAUGCGCGUAGAACCUCAUUCGGGUUGAGCCGCUCGGAUAAAACGGGUAAUAGGCGAGGCGAAAAAUUUGUUUCGAGUGAAGUUUCAAGAUUUAAAAAAUAAAAUUGAAAAUAUGUCGGUACCCGCCGGUCAAUCUGCGCAUCAUUAGAAAGUUAUUGAAAAAAGUUGGAACUGCCCUUUUGAAGCUUCAAAUUUGGGACUGCCAUUUCGGAGAUUCAGCUUUGGGACUGCCAUUUUGGAGAUUCAACUUUGGGACUGCCAUUUUAAAGCUUCAAAUUUGGGACUGCCAUUUUGGAAUUUCAACUUUGGGACUGCCAUUUUGGAGUUUCAAAUUUGGGACUGCCAUUUUGGAGUUUCAAAUUUGGGACUGCCAUUUUGGAAUUUCAACUUUGGGACCGCUUCUCCACCUAUCUGAAAAACAACGAGAUCCCGGAGCAAUGGAAGGUCUCAAAAACCAUCUUGAUCCCCAAAAAAGGCGACCUAACCGACCUGAACAACUUCCGACCAAUAUCACUAUUAUCGGUCGUCUACAAGUUGUUUACCAAGAUCAUCGUCAACCGCCUAGAGAAGAAGCUCGACGACUUCCAACCACCGUCACAAGCCGGGUUCCGGCGGAACUUCUGCUGCCUAGACCACAUCCACACCUUGACUCAGGUUGUGGAGCGUCAUCGAGAAUACCACCUCCCCCUGGCAUUGGCUUUUGUAGACUACCGGAAAGCCUUUGACAGCGUCGAGAUCAACGCCAUCCUGAACUCGCUCGUCGCCGCAGGAAUCCCCACGAAGUAUAUCGACCUCAUCGAAAAAGUGCAACGAGGGAACGUCGACUACAAUCCAACUGUUCAAUAA